CUUCAUUUGUCAUCUCAAAAUCAAAACAAUCUUUCUUCUUAAACAUACAUAUUUAUUUUAGGAAUGGAGACUGGUGGAAAAGCGAAGAAAGGAUUUGGAGGAAGGAAAGGCGGCGGUCCAAGGAAGAAGGCCGUGACUCGGUCUGUCCGGGCCGGUUUGCAGUUUCCGGUUGGAAGAAUUGGCCGUUACUUGAAGAAAGGACGGUAUGCUCAGCGUGUUGGAACCGGAGCUCCGGUUUAUCUUGCUGCAGUCCUUGAAUACCUUGCUGCUGAGGUUUUGGAAUUGGCUGGAAACGCAGCAAGGGACAAUAAGAAGACCAGAAUCAUUCCCCGACAUGUGCUCUUGGCAGUGAGGAACGACGAAGAGCUUGGAAAACUAUUGGCCGGAGUCACAUUCGCUCACGGUGGAGUUUUACCAAACAUCAACCCAGUCUUGUUGCCCAAGAAGACCGCGGAGAAGGCUCCCAAGGAGCCAAAGUCGCCAGCGAAGGCCGGAAAGUCACCCAAGAAGGCUUAAUUUGUUCGCUCUUUUAGUAGUUAAUAGUUUCCAGAACUUUGUUUUGUGCCUAAUAGUCAAGAAGUGUAUUGCUCUAUCAGAUCUGUUUAGUUGGUUGAUCUACAUGGCAAAUUGAUCUUGUAUUCUGUUAAGUUUGAGUUAAUGAAAUGUUUAGAUCUGUUUUGCAA
Molecule: messenger RNA, 683 nt
Organism: Daucus carota subsp. sativus
Lineage: Eukaryota; Viridiplantae; Streptophyta; Magnoliopsida; Apiales; Apiaceae
Product: histone H2A
Exons: 2
Coding region: 64-516 (150 amino acids)
Biological process (GO): heterochromatin formation
Cellular component (GO): chromatin; nucleosome
Molecular function (GO): DNA binding; structural constituent of chromatin; protein heterodimerization activity
Source: RefSeq, a predicted model, not a curated record